Molecule: messenger RNA, 1634 nt
Organism: Wallemia mellicola CBS 633.66
Lineage: Eukaryota; Fungi; Basidiomycota; Wallemiomycetes; Wallemiales; Wallemiaceae
Product: putative TfdA family taurine dioxygenase
Exons: 2
Coding region: 481-1542 (353 amino acids)
Cellular component (GO): cytoplasm
Molecular function (GO): 2-oxoglutarate-dependent dioxygenase activity
Source: RefSeq, a predicted model, not a curated record
CUCGAUGGCUAGAGAAAUCACCUCUAUACUCAGCGGUUUUUGAAUAAAAAAGGAUAAAAUCGCUCCAUUACGAGUUGACAUUACUUUGUAUUAUGAUUUAUUAAUAAUAUUUAGUUUCAUUAUAAUCGACCGUUAGAAGUAGAGUGCACUAUGUUGUAGUGGUAGAUGAAGUGAGUUGUUUGUAUCUACUCGAAUUGGUAUCCUAAACAUUCGUCAGCAUUCUUACCGCUACUGUCCGCCACAGUGCGCCACGUCACGGACGAGAACUACCAUUAAAGGGCAUUAUGUUCUACGGAAAGAAGCUUAAAAAGUACUUUAGUUGUUACAAUUCCGAUAGCGUUAUCCUCAGAUGAUUAUUAUGUGAUUUGGAUUUCCAUUGCGUGAUAACGCCCGAAUUUCGAUGGUGUGCUCAUUUCCGGUAUUAGAUAAUCUCCAAAGCUUCCUUUAAACUAACUUUCAAAGCUUUCUAAUAAAAUAUCUAUGAGCCAAAUAACAGAGACUCUGACUACUUUGACACUCAACGGCACAGAUUUGAGGGGCCCUUUCGAAUAUCCAGCUAGCUGGGACAACCAGAUCGAUCGACACCUUACUCCAGCCAUUGGUACACAAAUCAAAUCUGGGGUACAGCUCAGCGAUAUUCUUAACAAUGACAAGCUCGUACAUGAACUAGCUGUUCUUAUUUCUCGCAGAGGUGUCGUUGUCUUCAAAGAUCAAAAUCUUAACGAAGAACAACAAGCUAAAUUAGGACAAGCACUCGGCGAACUCACUGGCAAACCAAAAGACAGUAAACUUCAUAUACACCCUCUUACGCCAGACUUCGGUGAAUUCGGACAAGCACCAGCUGUAUUUAACUUGGAUGACAAGUUUAACCAGGACAACUACGAUGAGGAAGUCGAAAAAAGUGAACAUGCAGCUGAAAAUUGGCACACAGACAUCACUUUCGAGAAUGUACCUAGUGAUUAUGCCAUCCUGAAGAUGCAUACCGUUCCUGCAGGAGGUGACACACUCUGGUCUAGCGCCUACACUAUCUACGACAAAAUUUCACCGGCACUUCGUACAUUCCUUUCGACACUGACUGCAACCCACCACGCGCCAACCUUCCAAGACGCUAAACGCAAGUAUGGAAUUACAUUCCGAGGCGAGAAGCCAGAAGAUGUUGGUAGGGGUAGUGACGAGAAUCGUGGUGCAAAACUCCAGGCCAGUCAUCCAAUCAUACGCACAAACCCAGUCACUGGAUGGCAUGGUGUGUUUGUCAACAAGUGUUUCACGAAGAAGAUUGAUGGUUUGAAGAAGGAUGAAAGUGAUGCACUGUUGAAUUACCUCUAUCACCUGCAGAAUUCACAUGAUGCGCAAGUGCGUUACCAAUGGAGCAAGAAUGAUGUUGCAUUGUGGGAUAACAGAACGACCACUCACUGUUGUACACUCGACACAACUGGUCCACGUGCUGGCAAUCGCGUACUCGGUAUAGGUGAACGUCCAUACUAUGACACUAAAGGUUCUUCGCGUGCUGAGAACCUUAAAAGCAAAGGUCUUGCAUUCUAGAAGAUUAGGGAAUUUUUAUAGUCGAUUUUCCUAAUCAAAGGAACCUAUACCAGACAAAAAAAAGACUAUAUUAUUAUUAUCAUUAUCACGAU